Messenger RNA from Daucus carota subsp. sativus, 1312 nucleotides. Its product is annotated as putative clathrin assembly protein At4g40080. The transcript has a single exon. Gene Ontology annotation, molecular function: SNARE binding; 1-phosphatidylinositol binding; phosphatidylinositol-4,5-bisphosphate binding. Gene Ontology annotation, biological process: clathrin coat assembly; vesicle budding from membrane; clathrin-dependent endocytosis. The record is from RefSeq and is a predicted model, not a curated record. Bases 74 to 1141 code for a protein of 355 amino acids. Gene Ontology annotation, cellular component: clathrin-coated pit; clathrin-coated vesicle. NCBI's taxonomy places the organism in Eukaryota, Viridiplantae, Streptophyta, Magnoliopsida, Apiales, Apiaceae.
AAGCUCCGAUGCAUAAGCAAUUCACUUCACCAGUUUCUAAAUCAACUUAGUCUUCGAAUCACAAAACCUCGCAAUGGUUCGAAAAUUUCACCUCAGAUUGCUCCUCGGCAGUUUCAAAGACAAAGCUUCGAUAAUCAAAGCAAGCUUAUCAUCUAAACGUCGGACAGCUUCCAUCCGUCUCUCCGUCAUCCGCGCCACCAAGAGAACCUCCACGUCUCCGCCGCAGCAUCGGAUAGACGCCGUCCUCGCCUUCGGCCACAUUAGUCGUCCCACGGCGUCUGCAUGCAUCCAUGCAAUCAUGGACCGGGCCCACAAAUCUCGGAACGCUUACGUGGUCUUCAAGUCUCUCAUUAUUAUUCAUAAUAUUAUUACCCGAGGUUCCUUCAUCCUCAAGGACCAGCUUUCGAUUUAUCCGUCUACGGGGGGCCGAAAUUAUCUCAAUCUUUCGAUGUUUUCGGAUAAAAGUAACGUUAAGACAUGGGAGUUUUCGACAUGGAUACGUUGGUACGCGCGUUUCUUGGAACUCAACCUAAUGACCUCUAGGGUCCUCGGUUCUUACCUGUCGAGUUCGAGUUCAAGUUUUACUAAUUCAUCGAAUAAUAAUGUCAAAGAUUUCGAAAAUUUGACGGGAUUAUUGAGUUCGGAUUUAAUUAAAGAGAUUAAGGCUUUGGUUGAUAUAAUUGAGGAGAUUUGUAGAGCACCGAAUGAUUCGAGUACUCAACAAAAUAAUUUAGUUUACGAGGCGAUGAAAUUAGUCAGCGAGGACUACCGAUCGACUCAGCAAAAAAUUUAUUCGCGGCUCACUGAGUUGGAAGACCGAGUUAAGGGACUAAACUCGGGCGAGUUGGAUGAGUUGAUAAAUUGUUUGAAAAAGGUGGAGGAGAGUAAAGAAAGAUUGGUGGAUUUGUUUGUGAAUAGAAAAAGAAACGAUGCGUUUUGGGAGUUGAUUAGUCAAACAAGGAUCAAUUUUUUGCGUGUUAAGAAAGAGCGUGAAAGUGUUUUGGCGAUUAGUGAGUCGACUCGGUUGGAUGAACGGGUUGUGGCACCGAGUCGGAUGGUGAUGAGAUUGUUGCCAUAUGGAGGAGGAUGGAUGAGAGGUGAGUCGACUCGUGUUUUGGCUCUGACAACGUCAACAAUGUGAUUAGGGGGCAUGUUUGGCAUUGCAAUCUUGCACUUCACGGAUUUUAGGUUGUGGUAUUGGUUUGCUAGGUCAAAUGUCGGAUUAUUUAAUUUGUUAGUUUUUGUGCAUCAUUUAAUUAAUAUUUUCUCCAUCUAUUUUAUGUCUCUUUCAAAAAGAAAAAUACUUCAAAUA